This is a messenger RNA of Auxenochlorella protothecoides, 783 nucleotides long. RefSeq names its product Suppressor of disruption of TFIIS. The transcript is spliced from 5 exons. The record is from RefSeq and is a predicted model, not a curated record. Lineage: Eukaryota; Viridiplantae; Chlorophyta; Trebouxiophyceae; Chlorellales; Chlorellaceae. The coding region runs from base 1 to 783 and encodes 260 amino acids.
AUGACGGUCAACCCUGCCCCACCGCCAGUAGACGCGCUGCUCCUUGAUUUGGACGACACCCUCUACGAUGUUCCUGCCAUGAAGGCCCAGGUCGCGGCCAACAUCCAGGCCUACAUGGUCAAGUACCUGGGUGUACCUCAGGAAGAAGUGUACGAUCUCUGCUUCAAGUGCGUGGGCUGGGUACAUGCUGAUGUUAGGUGCUAUAUGCAGUAUGGCACCACCAUGGCUGGACUUGUGGCACAGGGCUACAAAAUAGAUGCAGACCACUGGCAUGCGGAGGUCCACCACAGCCUCCAAUACGAGCAGUACCUGCGGUGGGACGCGAAGCUGCGCUCCAUGCUGCAGCGCAUUCCCCUUCCGAAGUACAUUUUCACCAACGCCGACCGCAAGCAUGCCCGCAUCUGCCUGGACCUGCUGGGCGUCGCCGACUGCUUCCAGGGCGUGGUCGCGUUUGAGGACGUGCAGGCGGCCGCCGCGGCGCGAGGCUGGGCGCGACACGGCCGCCCCGUGGUCUGCAAGCCCGAGCACCAGGCCUACCUGCUGGCGCUGGAGGCCACAGGCCUUCACCCCGCGCGCACCGGCUGGUUCGACGACAGCACGCGCAACGUGGCGGCGGGGAAGCGGCUGGGCAUGUUCACCGUGCUGGUGGGGCGGAUCGGGGUGGAGGGCGCGGGGGCGGACGUGCAGCUGGCGUCCAUACACGACAUGCCCGCUGCGCUGCCAUGGCUCUUUGAGGGCGGGCAUUAUCCCUUCCCAGACCGACUCAUUGCUGAAGCAGUAUAA